Messenger RNA from Nerophis ophidion (straightnose pipefish), 4235 nucleotides. RefSeq names its product tachykinin receptor 1a (gene tacr1a). The transcript is spliced from 5 exons. Gene Ontology annotation, molecular function: substance P receptor activity. Bases 203 to 1531 code for a protein of 442 amino acids. Lineage: Eukaryota; Metazoa; Chordata; Actinopteri; Syngnathiformes; Syngnathidae. The record is from RefSeq and is a predicted model, not a curated record. Gene Ontology annotation, biological process: G protein-coupled receptor signaling pathway; positive regulation of flagellated sperm motility. Gene Ontology annotation, cellular component: sperm midpiece; plasma membrane.
CGUGUGCGUGUGUGUGUGUGUGUGUUGGAGCGCAGAGCAGCAGCAUGCAAACUCUCACUCUCCUCCGCGCCGCCAGAGAGACGCGCGUAAAAUACGCGCCGCUCGCCUUUUUACGCGCCUUACAACCUCAUCCAAAGUCAAACUAAACUCCCGCGGCCGAAGUUCCGAGUGCAAUCAAGUCUGUGACCGGCAACCUGGUGCCAUGGAUCCGAUAUUCCCCAGCACGGACGAAGGCAACUGGACCGCGGACUCCUCCUCCAACGACACCAACAACGGGACGGAGUACUGGAACCAGUUCGUGCAGCCCGCCUGGAGGAUCGCGCUGUGGGCCGCAGCUUACUGCUGCAUCGUGGCCGUGUCCGUGGUGGGCAACGUGACGGUGAUUUGGAUCAUCCUGGCGCACAAGCGCAUGAGGACCGUCACCAACUAUUUCCUGCUCAACCUGGCCUUCGCCGAAGCGUCCAUGUCGGCCUUCAACACCGUCAUCAACUUCGUGUACGCGGUGCACAACGAGUGGUACUUCGGGCUGGUCUACUGCCGCUUCCAUAACUUCUUCCCCAUCGCUGCCGUCUUCGCCAGCAUCUACUCCAUGACCGCCAUCGCCCUGGACAGGUACGUGGCCAUCAUACACCCACUGCAGCAGCGUAUGUCGUCUACGGAAACCAAGCUGGUGAUCGGAGUGAUCUGGAUCCUGGCUCUGCUCCUGGCCUUUCCUCAGUACUACUACUCCAACACGGACCAGCUCCCUGACCGUGUGGUCUGCUACAUCGACUGGCCUGAAUACACAAUGUGGGACUUCAAAAAGAUGUAUUAUGUGUGUGUGGCCAUCCUGAUCUACUUCCUUCCCCUGUGUGUGAUGGGUUGCGCUUAUUUGGUGGUGGGACUCACGCUCUGGGCCAGUGAAAUCCCAGGAGACUCCUCUGACCGCUAUAAGGAGCAGCUGACUGCCAAACGCAAGGUGGUAAAGAUGAUGAUCGUGGUGGUUUGUACCUUCGCCAUCUGCUGGCUGCCUUACCACGUCUACUUCCUGUUGCACCAGUUUUUUCCUGACAUGUUUGAGGAAAGAUUCAUCCAGCAAGUCUACUUGGCCAUCAUGUGGUUGGCUAUGAGCUCCACCAUGUACAACCCCAUCAUCUACUGCUGCCUCAACAACAAGUUCCGUGCAGGUUUCAAACAAGCUUUCCGCUGCUGUCCCUGUGUCCCCCAAGGCUCGUACGAAGGCCUCGAACUCAAGUCCACCCGCUACUUUCAAACCCAAACCAGCAUCUACAAGGCAGGCCGGAUGGAGUCCACCGUGUCCACAGUCGUGCAGGCGGGAGACGAAAUGGAGCGAUCCAAGCCCAAAGCCCGGGUCGCCCCUGGGCCUGCAGGCGCCGGUGUGUCGGCGAGACCGCAAAGCUGCUCUCUGGAUCUCACCUCCAACGGGUCGUCCUCUCGGAGCGCCUCCAAAACGGCGUCUGAGGCGUCGAGCUUCUACUCCAACAACAACCUUCCAGAGCGGGCGUCGCGCACCAGCAGCGAGAGGAUGUGAGUCCUUGGCCUGCGUCACGUCGCCACAAAAAGAUGACACGGCCGAGUGAAUUAUUGAUUUUGCAGGUGAGAAAGAGAACUCGGUCCUCACUUGUUCGACCCACUGUUACCGAUGGUAGAAGAGAGCACAUUCCACUUUGAAAAGCUGAUGCAGGAAACUUUUCUGCUCGUCACAGCAGGGAAGCUUCACACAUUCUUCAGCUCACAAGUCUAUUUUAGAGCCAACUUGACACCGGCAAGGCUGUCAAUGCAGCGACUCCUCAGUCCACAGCGGAGGGACCGAGACGGAGGAACUUCUGAGGUAUUUUCUGGGGCCCGUUGAGCCAAGUAGGACACGUCAAGAGCGGGCACCUGUUUGGCUCAAGGGAGACCAGACAGAUGCUGCCGAAAGCUUGUGAUUGUUACCUGAAGCGUGUCAUCCAGCUAAACAAUGAACAGCUGCCAGCGUCCUGUGUGUGUGUCUGUGUGUGCCACAAAAAAACGCUCCAGAGACUGAAAACUGUCUGAAGAACUGAAGAGAACAACAACUGUAACAGGAAUGUGGUGUCCCUAAAUCCCACUCUGAUAUGUGUCUUGCAUUCUGAACACCACACACACAUGUACAGCUUUGUUGAACACUUAUGUACUGACAUAUUUACCAAGUCGGUUGCAGCCUGCCGUCGGCUACAUUUUUGCACACCCUGUAGCGUAAAAAUAAGAGUUAGACCCUAAAUUAGAUCGGAACUGAUAUUAGAUCGGAAGUGAUAGGUUGCUGUGAAACUGUAAAUGGUUUGUAGAUUUUGAAAUGAAUUAUAUUGUACUGUAUUUUGUAUAUUAUAUGAUGAUAUAUAUAUUUAACACUUGGUUCCUUAUCCAUAAUCUCUACUACUACUAUAAUAUUAACAAAAUAAACAAGUACGUACUAUUAAAAAAAGAUAAAACAUGUCUGUAAACUCAAUAUCCACAAGCUGAACAAAAAUAGGUGAAUGUUAUGAUUCUGGGAGUAGUUUGCAGGAGUGCAGUGGAACACGUUUAAGUCGGUCUAAGUUCGGUUGGGUAGAGUGACCGUGCCAGCAACUUGAGGGUUCCAGGUUCAAUGCCCGCUUCCGCCACAUUCGUCGCUGCUGUUGUGUCCUCGGGCAAGACCCUUUACCCACCUGCUCUCAGUGCCAUUCACACUGGUUUAAAUGUAACUUCGAUAUUGGGUUUCUCGAUGUAAAAGUGCUUUGAGUCACUAGAGAAAAGCGCUAUAUAAAAAUAUAAUUCACUAUGUUGACUAACUCAUCCAGACCUGGUCUCUAAAACAUCUUCAAAACCCUCCUUUUUAUAUACACACUGCAAGUGUGUACAUAAUGUAGUAACAGACACCUUCAUUAAUUAGUUGCUUAUUAAAGUGAUACUGACUAAUUAAAACCAUUAAUUGUGGGUUCUUCCGAGGAUGUUGUAGUCGUAAUGAUUUGUGCAGUCCUUUGAGACAUUUGUGAUUUGGGGCUAUAUAAAUAAACAUGGAUUGAUUGAUUGAUUGAUUAAUUAGUUCCUUAUUAAAGUAACAAAGACUUAAUUUAGAGUUAUUUGGACACUAAGGAAACAUAUAAGGGUUAGGGUUACUAAUAAGCAAUAAUUCUGAGGUUAUUGAGGGAAGACUCUUAGUUAAUGGCUUACUGGUUGUAUAAUAAGGCCAUGCAGAAUAAGGCAUUAAUAAGUACUUAAUAAUAACCAAUCCAGACCCAAUAUGUUACUAAUUUGCAUUUUAAUAAGCAACUAAUUGACUCUUAGUUAAUGGCUUACUGGUUGUAUAAUAAGGUAAUGCAGUAUAAGUCAUUAAUAAGUACUUAAUUAUGACUAAUUAAGAGCCAAUGUGUUACUAAUUUGCAUUUUAAUAAGCAACUAAUUGACUCUUAGUUAAUGGCUUACUGCUCGUAUAAUAAGGCCAUGCAGAAUAAGGCAUUAAUAAGUACUUAAUAAUGACUAAUCAAGACCCAAUAUGUUACUAAUUUGCAUGUUAAUAAGCAACUAAUUGACUCUUAGUUAAUGACUUACUGGUGGUAUAAUAAGGCCAUGCAGAAUAAGGCAUUAAUAAGUACUUAAUAAUGACUAAUUAAGAGCCAUUAUAUUACUAAUUUGCAUGUUAAUAAGCAUAUAAUUGACUCUUAGUUAAUGACUUACUGGUUGUAUAAUAAGGCAUUACUAGGUACCUAAUAAUGACUAAUUAAUAGACAAUAUGUUACUAAUUUGCAUGUUAAUAAGCAACUAAUUAAUGAUGAAUAUGUUCCCCAUACUAAAGUGUUACCAAAUUAUCAUCUGAAAACAUCCAUCCAUCCAUUUUCUACCACUUAUUCCCCUUUUGGGGUCGCAUAGGGGGGCGCUGGUGCCUAUCUCAGCUACAAUCGGGCGGAAGGCGGGGUACACCCUGGACAAGUCCCCACCUCAUCGCAGGUCUUAUGAAAACAGACUCAUCUAAAUAAGAAUAUGGAAUAUGGAAAAUGAUAUCAAAAAAUUGUUGAAAAAUUAUUUGUUUUUGUUAUUGUUCUCUUUUUCCGUUACGUCAAUGACCUUUUGCGUCGAUGUCAGUCAACGAGUCGGAGGGGCGUCAACUUAAGCGCGUUCCACUGUUUACAACUGUAGUGCCUCGAACUGAAAGUUGUUAUAUACUCAUGUCGAAUUAAAUGUUGUGUACAGUAAAUAAAAUUAGGUGAUGAAUUUUGUCACCACUGAUUCCUUCUUCA